UUGAAAAAACAAGAGUUGAGAAAACAAGCGCAGAGAAAACAAUCGAGAAGUCAAGCUAAUAAUGACACACCUAUGGGUGGUAAAUCGGGGUCAAAAAAGAAAACCAAAAGAAGGAAUAAUUAUGAUGCAGCAUAA
Molecule: messenger RNA, 135 nt
Organism: Funneliformis caledonium
Lineage: Eukaryota; Fungi; Glomeromycota; Glomeromycetes; Glomerales; Glomeraceae
Source: the annotation of a GenBank genome assembly